This is a messenger RNA of Petromyzon marinus (sea lamprey), 3114 nucleotides long. RefSeq lists its product as uncharacterized. Lineage: Eukaryota; Metazoa; Chordata; Hyperoartia; Petromyzontiformes; Petromyzontidae. The record is from RefSeq and is a predicted model, not a curated record.
ACGUCACCCCCACCAUCUGAGUGGAGUUUGUUCUCUGCGGCCUCCUGCCCCAACGCUCGACUCCAUCCCAAAAAAAAUCUCUCUCGCAACCCGCCAUGAGCAGCAGCGCCGCCGCCGCCUCCUCGACUUCCAGGGUGGAGAAGAUCGACAUGUCCCUGGAUGACAUCAUCCGCCUGGCCCGCUCGCGAGCGCGGCAGCGGCCUGGUACGGCAGCGGCGAGUCGGAGGCCUCAGCCUGCGGCACAGCCAUCACCAGCACCGAAGCGCGUGGCCGUGCGGACUGGGCUUGCUGCGAGGAGACGUGCCGUGCCUUACCGGACUCAGCUGAUGCACAGGGCUGGCCGCUUGCAGCAUUCUCGUCUGUGGCAGCAGCAGCAGCAGCAGCGGCAGCAGCGGCAGCAGCAGCAGAAGCAGCAGCAGCAGAAGCAGCAGCAGAAGCAGCAGAAGCAGCAGAAGCAACAGCAGAGACAGCCGAAGCAGCAGAAGCAACAGGGGAAGCAGCCGAAGCAACAGCAGCAGAAGCAGCAGCAGCGGCAGCAGCAGCAGCAGCAGCAGCAAAAGUUGCAGCUGUGGACUAAACGCAAGCUGGGACAGCAGGGGCUAACAGCUGUUCACGUGCAGCAGCAGCAGCAGCUGCAGCAGCAGCAGCAGCUGCAGCUGCAGCAGCGGUGGAGGUGGAGAAUGGUGUGCGGGCGGGCGACCUUCGGCAGGCUGUCCGUGCCGUGGCCCCGCCUGGCUCAGCUCGACGCUCGACUCAGGCAGAGGAGAGAGCGGCAGAGGAGGGUGGACUCACUCCGUGGUGUUCCUGCCUGGGCUGAGACUACAGACGGCAGAAGCACGCAGGGAGCACGGCAUGGACACACGCGGAAUGCUGAGGCCUCUCCGAGCACGAUGCUGACCGUCUCCAUCGCCAAUCCUCGGGCAGCGACGCAGGCCGGCAAGCGAGCACCCUCGUCCACAAACAACAAGGCCCAUCUCUCCUCCACCUCGUCACCACCGCCGCCGGCGUCAUCGCCGGCGUCAUCGCCGGCGUCAUCCCACCGCACCGUGCUGGGCUGCCCCGGCUCCCUCCUCCUCGUGUCCGCCAGGCCCCAGCCCUCACCCCGCCCCCCCGCUCCCCCUCCCCCGCUCCCCCUCCCCUCCUCCUCCUCCUCCACCUCGUCGCCGUCUUCCAAAGCAGCGACGUUGUUGGCUCGCGGCGGCCGAGGCGGUGGUGGCGGUGGUGGCGGUGGCGGUGGUGGUGGUGGUGGUGGUGGCGGUGGUGGUGGUGGUGGCCGUUGGGCUUCACCUGCCCAGCCCCGUGGAGUUCCACUCAGCCUGGAGACCUUCCGCUUGCCCAAGCAGACCUCGCUGACGUUGCACGCAAGGUUCUCGGGCGCCCAGGCCAAGGUCGGCCCCGCAACGCCCCCCACGAGACCCCGCACCGUCUGUCUGCUGUGAGAGCGGGGGCGGAGCCAUGGGGGGCGGGGCCAUGGGGGGGGGGCGGGGCCAUGGGGGGGGCGGGGCCAUGGGGGAGGAAGCCGCCCGCGGGCCCUAUAAGUCCCGCGAAAUCAUUUGGGCCUGGGCCCUGCCAAGGCAACCGCAGGCGGGAACUCGAAAUCCAACGAAUCUCGGAGAGCUAAAACCUGGAAAAGCGGUUGCGGGUAGCAGCAACAUCGCCAACACCGGCUAACAUCAUCACCACGCCUUGCCCGUAGAGAAGCACUUCCAGCCCGUCGCAUUAUGGGGUGGCCGAGUUAAUUAAAACGUUUGACCGAACGUAACGGGGCUAACUUUUUUCAAGUUGCCGAUUUUGAAUGACGUUUUUUAAAUAUCCAGAUGGCCCUUGGCAAAAAAGAAGCAUCCAACCUGCCCUGCCUCAGCGGCUCGUCUUGCGGUCAAGUCACGUGGGGUAGAAUAAUUAUCGAUCGCUGCGCGAGCAGUCGUCUUCAGGUGUGGGGGGCCACAACCACGGCAGGGGGGCAGAAACUGCGGUCGAAACUUCGUGACCUUUUAUUAUUUUGCCUGCCCUGCGCGCGAUGGCUUUACCCGCCGGAACCUGCGUGCACGGCAGCUUCAGAUCAACGUUGGUUAGUCGUCGUUCGUGGUUUGCCGUGGUGAAAACUACGACUCCGCCACGAUCUUCCAUUUGAAGCUUUCGUGACUGCAGGCAUCCUCCGCUCUCUUUGAACCUUUCGGUAAAGUCACUCCGUCGCUGUUUUACAUUUUGCCAGGCCCCCCCCCCGAUUGAGCUGCCAUGUAGCAGAAACCUCGUUUUUUUCAGAAGCCCCGACUGACCUGGCCAUCGCAAAUCAUCGUAGCAGCUCAACCCAAGUGGUGGCUUCAUCAUCAUCAUCAUCACGUGGACACUUACGCGCUGGCAGUCGUGAAAUUUUUAACUAAACUAUUUUGUAUUUCACCAGGUGUAAGAACCCCAAUUGUAGAAGAUCUUGUGCAGAAGCAUACCGCUAAUCCCACCUCUGGCUAAUCCCACCGCUAGCUAAUCUCACCUCUAGCUAAUCCCACCUCUAGCUAAUCCCACCUCUAGCUAAUCCCACCUCUAGCUAAUCCUACCUCUAGCUGAUCCCACCUCUAGCUAAUCCCACCUCUAGCUAAUCCCACCUCUAGCUAAUCCCACCUCUAGCUAAUCCCACCUCUAGCUAAUCCCACCUCUAGCUAAUCUCACCUCUAGCUAAUCCCACCUCUAGCUAAUCCCAUCUCUAGCUAAUCCCACCUCUAGCUGAUUCCACCUCUAGCAAAUCCCACCUCUAGCUAAUCUCACCUCUAGCUAAUCCCACCUCUAGCUAAUCCCAUCUCUAGCUAAUCCCACCUUUAGCUGAUCCCACCUCUAGCUAAUCCCACCUCUAGCUAAUCUCACCUCUAGCUAAUCCCACCUCUAGCUAAUCCCACCUCUAGCUAAUCCCACCUCUAGCAAAUCCCACCUCUAGCUAAUCUCACCUCUAGCUAAUCCCACCUCUAGCUAAUCCCACCUCUAGCUAAUCUCACCUCUAGCUAAUCCCACCUCUAGCUAAUCCCACCUCUAGCUAAUCCUACCUCUAGCUGAUCCCACCUCUAGCUAAUCCCACCUCUAGCAAAUCCCACCUCUAACUAAUCUCACCUCUAGCUAAUCCCACCU